AUGUUCACCAAUAAUAAUGUAAUACCGUUCGACACUUCGAUUCCUUCGUUAUCGCCAAAUACAUCAUCAACACCAUUAUGUGAUCAUCAUCCAAUUUUUCAGAGUCAAAUAACAUCAACACUUGAUACGUCAUCUUCAUCAUCAUUUUACAAUAUUGCACCAUCACCUCAAUCAACAUUGUAUAAUGCUGCACCACCACCACCACCACCACUACAAUCAACAUUGUAUAAUGCUGCACCACCACCACCAAUACAAUCAACAUUGUAUAAUGCUGCACCACCAUCUCAAUCAACAUUGUACAAUGCCGCACCAACAUCUCAACAAGAGUAUCAUUGUCUAUAUCCAUAUCAACCUCAGUCACAAACUUUAUUGCCCAAUGAAUGGGAUUUAAUAUUAUCGUUACGAAUGAUGCAAAAUUUGAGUGUUUUACCAACAUUUCAACCACUAUCUUCUCCAGCAUAUCCGCAUACAGGUGCCACAACAUCAAUAACAGCACUACAGCAAUUAUAUCCUCAACAAAUCACGUAUUCAACGGCACAAUUACAGCAACUAUCGACAACAAGUACACCAUCACCUUUAAGAAUCUCAGUGCCACCAGUGCUUACACAAACACGCUCAUCUCCAUCACAUUCAGGUCAUCGGAAUCAAUCACCUGUACCACAAUUACAAACACUUUUAUCACCACUACAUUCAGGUCACCUGAAUCAAUCACCUAUACCACAAUUACAGUCUUACUCACCACCUCCUGUUUCACCGCCAUUAGUCAUUGUUUCACCAGUACAAAAACAACAAAAAUCUCCGAAUCAAAUUUUAUCAGUUUCUUCACAACAACAUCAAUCAACUAAUCCACAAAGACCAACAUUCGUUCAACAUAAUCCAUUAGUAACUGAACCAACCAUACAAUUAUGUGAUCCAACAAAACCUUAUGAAAUUGGAGAUAAGAUUAAAGUUGGUGGACGUACUUUACAAUCAGAUCGAUCAUCGAUAAAAUAUUGGGUUGAAGACGACAUAACUAUCACCCAAACAGCAAGUGGAGGACAUAUAUUGAAUAUGGGUGGUUAUUCUUAUUAUCGAAAAAAUUAUGGAAAGAAUUUCAUAACGUGGGAAUGCGAACAUCGACGUUAUCGUCAAUGUUCAGCUGUAGUUAUUCGAUCAUCAGAUCCGAAUGUGAAAAAUAAUUUUCGAAUCUAUUCUAUUCAAGGUGAACAUACACAUGAACCAAUACCAGAUAAUAUUGAAAUAAGAAAAUUUAAACAACGUGUACGUGAACGAUGUAAAACAGAACUUGCUAAUCCACGAACAAUUUAUGAAGACGAACUGAAAAAAGGAAAAUAUUCAAGAGAAAUGUUAGCAGUUAUACCAACAUUUUACAAUAUGCGUGAGUAA
Rotaria sp. Silwood2 is the source of this 1386-nucleotide messenger RNA. The record is from the annotation of a GenBank genome assembly. Lineage: Eukaryota; Metazoa; Rotifera; Eurotatoria; Philodinida; Philodinidae.